This is a messenger RNA of Westerdykella ornata, 2437 nucleotides long. RefSeq lists its product as uncharacterized. NCBI's taxonomy places the organism in Eukaryota, Fungi, Ascomycota, Dothideomycetes, Pleosporales, Sporormiaceae. The transcript has 2 exons. The coding region runs from base 215 to 2158 and encodes 647 amino acids. The record is from RefSeq and is a predicted model, not a curated record. Gene Ontology annotation, molecular function: iron ion binding; oxidoreductase activity, acting on paired donors, with incorporation or reduction of molecular oxygen; heme binding.
GUUUCCCAGAUGCGCAUGCACUCCUAGGCAUACAAUCCGACUUUCUCUUACCGUUCAGACCUUGGUUUCGUGAACUGGUGCCUUGCUGGUAUCUACAAGCGUGCUAUCUCCAGGAUACCAUUCACACCAGGGGUUCACACCUUUCCGAUAGCUGCAGUACUGGAAACAUUGGUAGCUCCGGCUUCACGCAGGGGAAACGGAUCGAGCAACGAUCAUGAUAUCGUCAAAGACUCUGUUCUUGGGCGUGCAUACCUCCAAUGGUAUAAUAAGGAAUCUAUUCCUGCCGCUGUGCCACCUUCUCCUCUUCAGUCCUUUUGCGUUGCUCGCUCUGAGGCAUUAUCGGCUGGAUCAACAGAUCCUUGAACACGUACCGGAGGACUAUAAGACUCCGGAUAUUUGGCCACAGGUUUUCAUUGCCAUCAUUGCCGUACUGCUUGCUACGAGGAUCAUAUCAGGGUCUAAUAGUGGGCUUGGUAAGAUCGACGGGAAGAGGCGGGUACAACUCCUACCAUUCUGGAUCCCAGGCUUCAGGCACUGGGGUAAUCUGGUAUUCGGAGGCGAGACUUGGUUGAAGAGUGUUAGAGAGACUUCCAUCACCAAUGUUGUAGCGUAUAGUCCGUCUGGAAUGAAGCACAACAUCGUCCUUUCGGCUCCUUUCUUGGAUCUGAUAUUAGGUGCUUCUGCAUCCCUCGAAGAGGCCGAUCUCAUUAAAUGGACACUUAUGCACAACGCAUUUGGUUUGCCGCAAAAUGUGAAGAGCAAAUAUUUUCAAAUCCAUUCAGCGAUCGCCGAGGUCUGCGAAACUGAAGUCUUCAAAGGCGUGAAGCUUACGGAGCUCACCUCGACUUUCCUACGAAGUGUGUCCGAAGCUCUUCCCGACUUCAUCACGUUCAACUCGUCCCUUGUGGACCAAUUGCAAUGGGAGAGAGUGGCGAAUGUCGAACUCACAGACGGUACCGAAGAAGUAGAAUGCGACCUCUUCGCUCUCACCAAUGAGUUCCUUUGCAAGGUCAUCAUCCCCUUGAUCACGGGACCACAGUUCCCGGAAUCCUACGAUCUCCUAGCGACAGACCUCGCGGUCCUGAAUCGGUAUUUCUACGCACUCUCCUUGGGACUUCCCAGGUUUUUCCCGCUUCCUGGUCUUCCCGGAGCGAGCUUAGCGAAGAAGAGGCUGCUGCAGAAUUUGUCCCGGUUGUGUAAGGAUUUGACGACCCCUCCCCCGAAGAGGGAGAUUGCAGACGACGAAAGUGCAAGCGGAGAGGAGACGGAUGCAGAUACGCCGACGCCGCUCACGGCUUUGAACGAUCUCUUCUCUCAACAUGACCUCCCCAUGCAAGCACGCGCGGCCAUCACUUUGGAACUUCUUCACAGGAUCAUGUCAAAAGCAGUUCCCCUAGCUUUUUGGACGCUUCUACACAUCUACCGCCAAUCCUCCUCCGACGAACAAUCAACGCCUCUCCAGACCAUCCGCACCGAGACCUCCACCUGGGCACAAGCCAUCCAACCCCCUUCCAUCCAUCCCUCCUUCCCCGCUCCCCCGGCAAUAUCCUUCUCCUCGCUGUCACCUUGCUUCAACCCCUCCUCGCUUCCCUACCUCAGGGCCUGCCUCUUCGAAUCCCGACGGCUGUACAACGCCUCCAUCACCACGGCCAAAAUCACCAAACCCAUCAUCGUCACCGAUCCCAGCAGCACCAGCGCCGGAGGAGGAGCACCAUUCGAGCUCGAGCCUCACACACACCUUGACAUCGGCCUCUCCCAACGCCUCAUCAACAUUUCCACAGCAGAGUACCUCUCGCCUGAUGAGUGGAACCCCUCGCGCUCCACGUUCGCGCACUCUCAGGCGCCGGUCCCUCUAUCCGCGACCGUCUUUGACGACUCGGAGGAACUGGUUACGGCGAUGCUGCUCCCGUUCGUGGCGGGCGUGUGUCAAUUGUGGGAGAUUGGGGUGGCGCCGAAGAGGGGGUUGUGGGAGGAGGUCAUGGAGAAGCAGGCGGAGGCUAGCGGUGAAGGGGGGAAGGGAAAAGGUGGGAAGCGGAAAGAGGGUGUUUGGGUGGUUCCUGGAGCGGUGGAUGGGGGGAGCGUGAUGAUUCCGAAGGGGGAUGUGAGGGUGAGGGUUAGGCGGAGGGAGGGAUUGGAAAGGAAGAGGAGGGGGAUGUAGGGGAAUUCCUCGACUGCAGCUACUGCAGUGGGAUAUAUGGCUUGAUGCUGGAGAUUGAAAGAGUAUUUUGAGUAGGAGCAGCUCGGUUGGGGAAUGUAGGAUUGGCCAUGGGAAUGAGCUACCCAGCAACUUCCCACCAUGACUUUCUCUAUCCGCAGUUGUACAACAAACGACAUCUUCAUGAUGGAAGAUGGAAGCACACAAGGAUCUCCACAUCCAAUCUGGGCUUUGUAUUAGAAUAUUAGCAAGUCAAAACCCAAGUCAUCAUGUCAAACAUCC